Messenger RNA from Polistes dominula (European paper wasp), 1616 nucleotides. Its product is annotated as mitochondrial glycine transporter. The record is from RefSeq and is a predicted model, not a curated record. Gene Ontology annotation, cellular component: mitochondrion; mitochondrial inner membrane. Gene Ontology annotation, molecular function: glycine transmembrane transporter activity. Gene Ontology annotation, biological process: glycine import into mitochondrion. NCBI's taxonomy places the organism in Eukaryota, Metazoa, Arthropoda, Insecta, Hymenoptera, Vespidae.
GUAAUUUUAAAUGACUAUUAACUUUCAAAAUUAUUACCCAAUUGUGAUGAAUAAUUAACAUUUACAAUGAGACUCUGCCAAAAUUGAUAUUACACUAAUAACUUCUAGUGAUUAACAAUUAAACACAUUCAAAAGAAAACAUUAAACUUAAAAAUGUAUAUAAUGAACUUCUUUAAGAAUCCUUAAUAAGUCACGUUUAAAUCACGUUUCUCUACAAUAUUUAUUUAUGAUAGCACUUUGAUAUGGAGGGUCAUUCUAUUGACCUGGAGAGCAGAGAAACUCAGAUAAGCAAGGAAGUAAGUAUCCCCUUCACGUCUUCAAUGACUUCAGAAUCUCUAACGGCACGAGACAGUUAAGAAUGGUUUUAUUUUAUUCCUUUAAUGUAUAACAACAGUUAGACUUUAGUGAUCAUUUUACUUUAUAUUUCACAAGCAUCCAAUCUAUUACCAAAAAAAAAAAAACAAAUAAAUAAUGGAGGUUGUGGUAACUUAUCCUAUAUUAAAGUCUUUUCUUGCUGGCUCAUUCUCUGGUACUUUUUCAACAAUCUUAUUUCAACCAUUGGAUCUAAUCAAAACUAGAUUACAAAGCAGAGUUAACAAUCAUGUUGAACCAACAAAAAAUGGAAUGCUUAAAACAGUUGUACAUAUAAUAAGAAAGGAAAAUGUAUUUGGAUUAUGGCGAGGUAUGACACCAUCUAUAACAAGGGUCAUCCCAGGCGUUGGUCUUUAUUUUUCUUCUCUUGAUUGGUUAAAACAUGCAUUACAACUAGAAGAACCAUUGACACCACUACAAGCUAUAUCAUUAGGUAUUACAGCACGUUCUAUGUCCGGUGGUUUAUUAAUACCAAUCACUGUUGUUAAAACACGAUUUGAGAGUGGUGUUUACAAAUACAAUAGUGUUUCGGAAGCUUUGAGGCUUAUAUAUAAGCAAGAAGGUAUUAAAGGUCUGUCCAGUGGUCUAGUACCAACGUUACUUCGUGAUGCACCAUACAGUGGCCUUUAUCUAUUAUUUUAUACACAAUUAAAACAAAUGGCAAGUCAUACAGAAUUCGUUCAUAAAAAUACUUCCAUAUCAGUGAACUUCAGUUGUGGAAUUUUAGCAGGAAUUUUUGCUUCAAUUGUAACACAUCCACCGGACGUUAUUAAAACGAAAAUGCAAUUAUAUCCAAAUGAAUUUAAAACUAUUUACAGUGCCACUUAUAUUGUAUAUAAAAAGUACGGAAUAUUAGGAUAUUUUAAAGGAAUAGUACCCAGAAUGUUAAGAAGAACACUGAUGACUACCAUGGCUUGGACUGUUUACGAACAGGUAUUAUUUACAUUAGGUCAAAAAUUUUUAAAUGUUACUUUGAUUAUUAUGCUCUUAUUGUUAAAUUCACGAAUUCAUUUUACAGAUCACACGAAGCAUUGGGUUAAAAUAAAAUUUAAUCUUUCAUUAUUACUGAUUAAUUGACAUAAAUAAAAAAUUAUACGUCAUUUGAACAAUUAUUUAUAUAUAUAUAUAUAUAUAUAUGUAUAUAUAUCUAUAUGUAUGUACAGUAUUAGAAAGAAGCAGCGAUGUAUUGUUCAUUGUAUUAUCAAUUUAUGUAUUUAUUUAAAUAAAUUAUAUAUUUUUAUAGA